Molecule: messenger RNA, 1122 nt
Organism: Rotaria sp. Silwood2
Lineage: Eukaryota; Metazoa; Rotifera; Eurotatoria; Philodinida; Philodinidae
Source: the annotation of a GenBank genome assembly
AUGGAACCAUCUAGAAAGAAAAAGAAAUCGAAUUUAUUCGAUGACGAUAAUGACUCUCACGAUCGAUUUGUGAAAGCUAUCCAAGUUCCCCUCAAUGAUAUACCAGAUAUUGAUAAAUAUGUAUUAAAUCUUACAUCGGAAAAAAUUGAUGAUUUUAUAAAGGACAUAAUCAAACUUAUUAAUGGUGUUGGAAAUGCAUUAAAUAUACGAGAAAAAUUAAAUAUGAUUUAUACGGAGUGUCCGCCAUUAAUGUAUAAACACAUAACAAAAAUAACAACUGAAGAUGUAUGUUUUUUUUCAACAAUAUUACAAGAUGAUAUUAUCAAUAAAACUAUUUUGGAUUGGCCAAUAUUAAAAGAUUUUAUUGAAUUAUUUCGUACUAUUUUACAUGUUGAAUUUGUUAAAAAUAUUUAUUAUGAAUUAAUCAAUGAUGAAAUAGAAUCAACGAAUACUCUUCUUGCUGAUCAUUUUAAAGAUAUUAUUGAUCAUACAAUUGAAGAGAUAAUUGAAAAACGUGGCCUAGCAUUUGCAAACUUAUCAACAUGUUAUGCUGCUGUCACAUGCUUCAACAGAACAAUAAUUAUAAAUAAAAAUAUUGUUAUGUUAGAAUUAAUUGAUGAUGCUAAAAAUUUGAAGGACAACUCUAUUAUGUUUGGAGCAUUAUUACUGAUUAUGUUACAUGAAUUUCUUCAUGCAUUACAUCGUACGAUAAAAAAUCAUGCAUUCAAUCCAUUUAAUGAACAAAGAUCAUCUCGAAAAAUUGCAUCAGAUUACAACAUGGAAACGACUGAUAGUGAUACACAAUUAGAUGAUCGUUUAUUUGGUAUUGUAUGCGAAACUGUUGGAUAUUUAGAUGGGAAAUUUUUAUUAAAUUCUCAAAAUUGGACUAAUUAUAAUCAUCAAGAAUUUAAAGAAAAUUUUAAUGAUACAAGAACACGUGAUUUAGCAGAAAAUAAAAAACAUAAUCGAUGGAUUCUACGACGUCAAUCUCAUAAAACUAAUGAUGAUACAAAUACAGAUGAUACAAAAACGGCAUCAAUACCAAUGCCAACUACAUUUCGAAACCGAUGGAAAAUUCCUCAAUGUGCAUUAGCAUCACCGCUCUUCAAUAUUGAACAAUAA